Sitodiplosis mosellana (orange wheat blossom midge) is the source of this 2239-nucleotide messenger RNA. RefSeq names its product endoplasmic reticulum-Golgi intermediate compartment protein 2. The transcript has 7 exons. Gene Ontology annotation, cellular component: COPII-coated ER to Golgi transport vesicle; membrane; endoplasmic reticulum. The record is from RefSeq and is a predicted model, not a curated record. Bases 148 to 1377 code for a protein of 409 amino acids. Lineage: Eukaryota; Metazoa; Arthropoda; Insecta; Diptera; Cecidomyiidae. Gene Ontology annotation, biological process: retrograde vesicle-mediated transport, Golgi to endoplasmic reticulum; endoplasmic reticulum to Golgi vesicle-mediated transport.
CGAAGAUGUAUUUGAUAAAUAUACGUACGGAAUAUUACACACACCAAAGACGACGGCAACAACGUUUUCCACGUACUGUUAUUGUCGAUUUCGGCAAUCAUCAGUGAGUUUUGUGAUUUUCAUGAAUUGUGAUCGAAACAUACAGCAAUGACCUUGCGUCAACGAUUCUCAAAGGAUCCACUGAAAGUGGUGCGACAACUCGAUGCAUUCCCAAAAGUACCCGAAGAAUGUCAACAAAGCACACGAAUCGGCGGAACACUUUCAAUUAUCAGCCGAAUGUUGAUUAUUUAUCUCAUUUUCAAGGAAACGUUGUACUACAUGGAUUGUAAAUUAGUAUUCAAGUUUAAACCAGAUGUUGAUAUGGACGAAAAACUGAAAAUUCACAUCGACAUUACGAUUGCCACGCCGUGUUCAAAUAUUGGAGCCGAUAUUUUGGACUCGACCAAUCAGAAUGUGUUUUCGUUUGGAAUAUUAGAAGAACAAGAUACGUGGUGGGAUCUAGAUCCAGAACAGAGAACUUACUUUGAGUACAUACAACAUUUAAACGCUUAUUUGAGAGAGGAAUAUCAUUCAUUGAAUAACCUAAUCUUCAAAGAUAUUUUGCACAAAGGUAGUCACAAAACAGCAUACAAUUUGCCUGAGCGCACAGUUAAACCAAACAGACCGUUUGAUGCAUGCAGAGUACACGGUUCAUUGACACUGAACAAAGUCGCUGGAAAUUUUCAUAUAACCGGUGGUAAAAGUAUUCACUUUGCUAGUGGCCAUAUUCACAUCACCAAUCUCUUUGAUGAAGUCCCAUUGAACUUUUCACAUCGUAUCAAUCGCUUCAGUUUUGGUGAUGCCACGUCGGGCAUUGUACAUCCAUUGGAGGGAGAUGAAAAGAUUUUAGAAGAAAGUUCAACAUCAGCACAAUAUUUCAUCGAAGUCGUUCCGACCGACGUGUAUUCGUUUAUGUCACAUAUAAAAACCUUCCAGUAUUCGGUCAAAGAGAAUAUUCGUCCGAUAAAUCACGCCAAAGGGUCGCAUGGAAUGGCAGGUCUCUAUUUUAAAUACGAUGUGUCUGCGUUAAAAGUGAUUGUGAAGCAGGAUCAGGAGGGAUUUAUGCACUUUUUAAUUCGCAUAAGUUCAGUCAUUGCCGGAAUUAUUGUGAUAUCAGGCUAUUUGAAUUCACUCAUUCAACUUUUAGCUGACUUUUUGAUACGAAAAAUAUCACCGCAAACAUACCAACAAUUGCACGAACCAAAUACCUUCGAUGUAAAACCACAAGCAAAGCCGCAACCACAGCCACAGCCAAAUUGGCAACAGCAACCCAACAAUCUCAUAUCGAAUGCAAAUCAAAUGGCCGAAGCCAAUUUCAACUUCACUGUCAAGCAAUAGACCAACCGUUCAAAAUAUAGCCAGUGUGAAUUUAAGAAAAAGACAACUCACAACUUUAUUGUAUAAUGUAAAAAUUUAAUUUAAUAAAAACUGACGGAGAAUUUAUUCAACAAAAUUCAUAUUCACAUAAAAGUACUGCCAAGUGUAUGGAUGCUUGAGACGCGAGACGGAAGUGUUUUCUUCGGGAUAUUUUUGUUGAACUGAUUGCGACAUCGACGUAAUGGCAUCGAUUUGGUCUCGGGCAAUUUGACAAAUAAAAUGAUAGUCAACAAGAGAACACACACAGGUGUGACGACCAACAAAAUUUGCAGAGGAAGUUUUUCUCCAAGAAGCAACAAAAUGGCAAUGGUUCCUUGUAGAACGUAUUCAACACACGUAACAAUAGCAAUUGACCCAUUUCUUACUGACAGUGGAAAGGCUUCGCUUGCAUAAAUCGGCUGAACUGGUUCAAUUCCGAGCGCGGAGAAAAUGUGUACUCCAAAAGUAAUGAGACUACAAAUUAAAAUGAAAUUAGCAACGAUGAAAACCACUGAUCGAACUAUUUUUUGCAGCAUUUUGGCCUGGAACCUAAUCGAUAAAUGAAAUAGAUUGAAUCACCUCAUCAAAUCUCCACGAAUGCGAAUAUCGGUCGUGUGCUGUGCGGCAAACGGUAACAAUAAGAUACCAGAUCCAAGGCCAGAUGUUAACAAAAGGCCUCGUCGUCCCAAUUUAUCGAUGGAAUAUUGUGGAAUGACCAUGAUUAGCAAACGCGUCCCCAUCAAAACCAUAUGCAUUACAUAAUUUAAUUCUUGAUAAAUUGAAAUCGCUGAUAAGAUGAAUAAAUACAUGUUUGCCGUGAGCACAUACAAUAUGCGAAGCAAAA